Saccostrea cuccullata (small rock oyster) is the source of this 4641-nucleotide messenger RNA. Its product is annotated as lateral signaling target protein 2 homolog. The transcript is spliced from 12 exons. Lineage: Eukaryota; Metazoa; Mollusca; Bivalvia; Ostreida; Ostreidae. Gene Ontology annotation, molecular function: metal ion binding. Bases 123 to 2597 code for a protein of 824 amino acids. Gene Ontology annotation, cellular component: early endosome membrane. The record is from RefSeq and is a predicted model, not a curated record.
AGACUGGGAAGGUAGAAAAUCCUGUUAGGAAAGAAUGAACAAUUUAUUAUGACUAAUGUACCUUCAGGUGACAAAUGAUUGUGAUAAUCUCAAUCUGAUUAUGUUAUCUAACCAGCCUAGAGAUGAAUUCUCUUCGAAAAUGGUUCAACAGACCAAAGAAAAGUGACAGUUCUUUGUUGGCCCAGUUUUUCUUUGCGGACGAGGAACUGAAUGAGGUGGCAGCGGAGUUGGACAGUUUUGAUGGCAGGAAGGACCCCGAGAGAUGUACCACUCUGGUCAAUAAGCUGAGGACAUGUCAGGACAAAGUCCUAGUGGUGGUGCAGAAAAUUAUCGACGAGGCCAUAGGAAACCAGAAAGCGAACAGGGAUUUCCGGGUCAAGUUCCCCGAUGAUGUUUUGCAAGAAAACUUGGCUGGGCAGCUUUGGUUUGGGGCAGAGUGCCUGGCUGCUGGGUCCAGCAUUAUGAACAGGGAGAUAGAGAGUGCCUCUAUGAGGCCCCUGGCCCGGGCUCUGACCAAGAAUUUAGACAGCCUCCGUACCUUACUGAGAGAACAGUGCCUGAGGAACCAGUCAAUAGACUCAGAUAGGGUUAGAGAAUCAUUAACCAUAUUUGACAAGUUGUUUGCAGAAUUUGAAUUAAGCUAUGUCAUCCCACUUAACAAUAUUUAUGAUAUGUUUUUUUUCUAUUUAAGGGAUACACCUUUAAUUAUAUCUGUUUUAUUUUGCAGGGCAUUGAAAAAAGGUCUGAUUGAGCAAGAAAUGAUAGAUGAUUAUGAUCCAGCCCUCAUGUUCACAAUUCCAAGACUGGCCAUUGUAUGUGGUUUACUGGUGUACCCUGAAGGACCUCUGAACCCAAAUUUAGAACCUUCCAACAUAUCAGAAAUGUUUAGACCAUUUCAAACUCUACUACAGAAGAUCAGGGAGCUUCUCCACACACUAAAUGAGAAAGAAUUAAGUGCUUUAGAGGGUGCGUUGUGUAGUGCAGAAGAACCAGAAAAAAUUCUGACUAAACCCGAACAAAAGGAUGAAUCCUCCCAGGUCGACCCGGGAUUUGAAGAGGAAACAGAAAGUAGUACGUCCACCACCCUGACAGAAAUCACCCGCCGUCUGGAGCAAGAAAUGGCCCAGAUCUCGGACACUUCUAUUGACCUUUUGACCCCAGAACAGGAGGCAUCAAAUGGGUCCAAUCUCCCGUUUGAUGACUAUUCCCCCACUAACACACUCGUGGAUUCCUUGGAGGGUCAAGAAUCUCUGAACUCGAGUCUCAACAAAUCCGAGAGCCGAGACUCGGGGCUUCAAAGUGAGAAUGUGAGCACUUCAGAAACGGUUAUGUGUGAUGCCAGUACUGUGAGCAUGUCCUCAGAUUCUACUGUGGUUUGUACAGAGACCCUUAGUGCUGAUUCUAAUUUAGCCGACCAUGACGUACAGUUCUUUUGUAGAGAUAUUGUUAAUGAGCUAGUAAAUCAGGCUACCGGUGGACUCCCUCCAUACAGUCGACAAAGUAGUCAGCAAUAUAACUUAAAUCUGGAAAUUCCUCGGAUUUCUGCUUCAUCUAUCAGCACUUCGCCUUCCACUUCCUCUAUUUCCUCUGACAGUUCUGUCGUUAUUUCUGAAAAACCACCACAAACCUGCCCCGACCAAUCCCAUUUCAGUUCCGACGUCCACCAAUCAACUAUUUCUUUAGAAAACAAAGAUGCCCCUUCUAUCUGUGAUAUUGCCAGUAACACAAAUCUUGUGAUAGACACCAUUGUUUGUGAUAAACAUGAUGGCCCUUCAGAGCCUCGUACUUCUCCAGGAUUACCAAAUGAUAGUGAAAAUAGUGACAAAGACUCAACCAAAGCCGGUACCAGUGGAACCAAUAAAGGAAACUGUACUGAGGAAGCUCACUCGAGUGAGGGCACUCAUAAUCUUGAGCAUCCUCGCAUACAAAGACUAAGAUAUACAACUGACAGUGUGAGUUCCAGCUUUUCUAGUUGCCAUAGUAAUACUUAUGAUGCAGAGUGGGAUAGAGAAAGUGAUGAAAGUUGUGAGACUAGUUCCUACAAUUCAGAAAGUAAUGACGAUGAAGAGAUAACCCUGGCUCUUCAGGCCGCUGAACUGGCAUCUCGGAAAGAGGCUCGGGCCAGAUUUAGAAGCAGCAGUGACCUCAUUCAUAGACUAUUUGUUUGCAUAUCAGGAGUAGCAGAUCAGCUACAAACAAACUACGCGGGUGACCUGCGGAACAUCCUGAAGUGUGUGUUUGACAUGAACUGCUCUGAUCCCGUCAUAGUGCUAGACGAAAACCCAAAGAAGAAAUUCGAUCGACACCCCAGCUUCAUGUCACGUAGAACCAACAGAUACGGACAUAGAUCUAAUUCUAACAGACCUCGAGAACCUCCACAGUGGGUACCAGAUGAUCAGAUGGAGAAGUGUAUGGCUUGUGAGAUUCCCUUUAACUUUGUCAGAAGGCGACAUCACUGCAGAAACUGUGGAAAGAUCUACUGUGGCCAAUGUUCCUCCAACUUUGUUCCUCUUCCUCAUUUUGGCUACAUGAAUCCCGUCAGAGUCUGUAAUCAUUGCUUCCUGUUCCAGGUCACGCCCUUUACUGUCAACGAAUGAAAAUUCACCUUACAUUUCAAAUUUAAAAGCUUAAAGCUCUGGGGAUUGUUUUUGAAUGAAAUUAUGUGUUAGUGUAUUAUUUUUUUUCUCAAAUUGCUGAAAGCAAAGCUUUCACAUAAAAUUUGUGAGCUUGCUGUAAAAAUCUUUCAACUGCCAGGAAAAUCAUGUUAUCGUAUUUUGAAAAUUUUAAUGUUAUGGGCCAUUAUUUUAAAAAUAAAAGCAAUUGUAUUUGUUGUCCUUACAAAAAUUGAAUGUUAUCAAUCAUAUAGUGAAAUUUGUAAAGAUGUAUAGUACUUAAUUAUACUUGAUAUAUGUCCUGCAGUUUCCUAUGAAAUCUAUGACUAUUGUAUCAUGUCCUGUUACUGGUAAAUACAAUGUACAUUUAAACCUUAAUUUAUAUCUGAAACAUUGUGGGAGUGUUGGAAAUGAAUUUGAAUUCAUGACAUGGUCAUCUUUUUGUUUUGUAUAGUAUUUUGACUGUAUUCAGUUAUAGAAACCAUAUAGUUUUCAGUUGAUACAAAAUGUUUUAUAUUGUAAUCUAUAUAUCCUUAACACAUAAUUUGUAUUACCGGGUAGUUUAAAAUUAUCCGAUGUCUAAACUAAUUUGACACUAAAAAGAGAAGGGGUUCGGGUGGUAAAAUGAUGAAGAAAAUAAAAUGGAAAAAUGCUUGUCAAGUUCAAAACUAAGAUUAAAGAGGCCAGUGGUCAUAAUUUCAAGUAUAUAGCCCUGUAGUACAUGUUUGAAACAUAGAUUUAUUGAAUGUUUUAUUUUAGAUGACACUUUAAAAAACAAUAAUGAUCUAAAACAAAAAAGAUGCAAAAUUAUGAAAAUCCUGUAUUUUGAGGAUUUGAAUUUUGGUAGUUCAGAAAAUUACAUGAUAUUAAAACUAAUUAAGGUUGGGUAGCGACAGUAAAUUGUACUUAUUUAAGGGUGAAUAUUAUUGCAAUAAUUUUGUGUAUUCCAUGGUUUGGAGAACUUUCACUUCUAAAUACAUGUACAUGUAGUUGGACUACCUCAUAAUCAACAUUAUAGUAAAAGUGGGCGUUUCAGAAUAUUUUAAAGCAUUUACAGAACACAAAUGUACCCAUUUUUUUUAUCAAUUGAAGGCAUUCAAUUUCGUGUGAAAAUAUCAUUGCAGAUAAAUUUAAUGAUGAUUAAAUGUUGUAUAAAGCUGUGUUUAUUUAGUGAAUAAUCAAUCUUUGAUGCAUUUAUAAAUACAUCACAAGUGCAAUUAUGUGGUAAAAAAUGCAAUUUGUUAUGACUUUCUUCAUAUGUACCGGUAGUAGGUACAUGUGAAUAUCAUUUCCUCGUAUUGAAUGAUAUUGUAUUCAGUUAAAGCUUCAUCUGCUCCUAUCACUAUAGUGUAAUGGAUGGCUUCAGUAAGGUUGUAUAUGUAUUAUUUAUUAUUCAAGAGGUUGUAUUGUUUUUCACCAGCACCCUGAGGUUAAUUAAUGUCACAAAGAGGUCAAAUUUUACUUAUGUUUCAUUUCAGUAAAAAACAAAACAAACUUACACUGUGUGAAUUACAUGUGUAUGUUUAACAUUAACUUUUAAAGAAUUGAGCAUAUAAACCAUGCUUUCAGUAAAAUUCAGACAUGAGCAAAGAAAUGUUUAUAAAAUUAGGCAAAAUUUAAAGAUGAAGCUCAAAUUGUCGUGCUUCAAUAAUUACUAGUAAUUGAUAUUGAAAUGGCUUUAAAAAAUGAUCAGAUAUAUUUUGUUUAUGAAUUGUUAUAACCCUGACAAAUUUUAAAUUCAUUUAUCUUAGGUAGAAAUAUGGUAGAAUUUGUAAGCUUUGAAUCUUAAUUGAUCUACUGGAGAUCAUGUAUGUAAAAUCGAUUUAUAUCGAUGAAUAAAUAACGUGGAAAGUAAUCCACAGUGUAUUAUUUUAGCAAUACAUUAGCAGAUAUCCUAUAUUAUACUUGCUUGUAAGUAAAAGAACUUGACAAUGUUGACAACAUUGUGUUUAUUCUUAUAUUAAUGCCAGAUCUGCAGACAUUAUGAUUCUCUAUACUCAAAUGUUCCAUUAAAGUUUGAAUAUAAAUU